CAUGGCGGAUCGUGAAGUUGGCAAUUUGAAAGUUGGGUGACGCAUAGGCGUUUGAAGUGUUUGAAUAGAACAAUAUACACAUUUAAGACUGAAAAAUGUUUGUUACAUUAAAGACUCUUCAGCAACAGACCUUCAAAGUUGAAAUUGAACCCGAAGACACGGUUAAAAGUUUAAAAGAAAAAAUAGAAAAUGAAAAAGGAAAAGAUAAUUUCCCAGCUGGGGGACAGAAGCUUAUAUAUGCAGGAAAAAUCCUUGAUGAUGAUAAAAAAGUUAGUGAAUACAAGAUUGAAGAAAAAAACUUUGUUGUUGUCAUGGUAACAAAGGUAUGGCCAAAACCAGCAGCAGCCAAGCCAGCAGAGCCUAGCCCCGCCCCUGCUGCUACAGCUCCUCCCCCCGCGGCUCCAGCCCCUGCUGCAACAGAAGCCCCAAAACCUGCAGAGGAGAAGAAAGAAGAGAAAAAAGAAACUACACAAAGUGAGACAAAAACAGAAACUCCCUCUACCACAAGUACAUCAACAGCUUCAACAGAGACCCAGAGUAGUUCAGCCCCUGGACCAGUGACGGCAGAAAGCAUGCUGGUCACUGGUCAGGAGUAUGAAAACAUGGUAAUGGAGAUUAUGUCCAUGGGCUUUGAAAGAGAUCAGGUAGUCCGAGCACUACGUGCCAGCUUUAACAACCCAAACAGAGCAGUGGAAUAUCUCUUUCAGGGGAUUCCUGAGACUUCAGAACAAGAAGCCCCUGCCAGUGCUCCAGCAGCACCUGUAGCCCCAGCACCAGAACAGACUGCACAACAGACUCCCCCAUCCUCAAACCCUCCAGGAAGUGGGUCAUUAACAAUGCCACCAGCAGGACAGACGGGAGGAGAAGAUCCCUUAUCAUUUUUAAGAACUCAACCACAGUUUCAGAGAAUGAGACAGCUGAUACAAGAUAAUCCCCAAUUCUUACCAGAACUUCUUAGACAAAUAGGACAGUCCAAUCCUCCCUUAUUACAGAUGAUAAGUCAAAAUCAGGAGCGGUUCAUCCAGAUGUUGAAUGAACCCAUGGAAGGGGGUGAGGUUUCAGAUCAGGCACAGGGGGGUGGCCUCCCUCCUGGUGGCGCCCCUCCAGGAAGUGGUUACAUUCAAGUUACACCAUCCGAAAAAGAGGCUAUAGAAAGGCUUAAAGCAUUAGGAUUUUCAGAAGGAAUGUGCAUACAGGCCUAUUUUGCAUGUGAAAAGAACGAAGAUUUAGCGGCAAAUUUUCUUUUAUCUCAGAAUUUUGAUGAUGAUGAUCAGCAGAGUUGAUAAGUUUAUAGAAAACUGAAAUAUGAAUUGAAAACCCCGAGUUUGCAAGAAUGACCUACAAACAUGAUCAUUCAAUGUUUUAUCUUUAUAUGACCUAAUUUCUCGAUGGUUUUCAAAACUGACUUUUAAAAUGUAGUUAAUGUGAAAAUAUACAGUAUAUUCUAUAUUCAGUUGUGAUUUAAUCAUAAUUGUAUAACUAAUCUGCUCCAAGAGAUAUUGAUAUUCAAAAGUAACGAACAAAUAAUUUGUAGUGAAUCAUGUUUGUAAAACCUGCAAGGUGUAUUUUCUUUACAAAGGCCUUAUUGUUCCACGUUUUAAGUAAAAACUUGGUUUGCUAAAUAUUGUUCACUUGGCAGUGUACUGUAGUAAUGAAGUGGAACCAUUUUCACUGUUGGAUGCAUUAGAAAUACAAUUUUUUCUAAAACAACAGAGUUGGGUCUUUUCAUUAAAUAUUCUUGUACGGGUUGUUUUUCUUUCAUUCUUUUUUCAGAGUAAAACCUGUGUACAGCUAUUCACAUUUUCCUUAUUAGAAGUCAGUUGCAAUGAUCUUAAAUACUUUUGAAAGCUGAGUAGCUUUGUUAUUACCAGCUAUAAUGUUUAUGUAUGUGAAUUAUUAUUAAAUGGAUAAAACAG
Molecule: messenger RNA, 1916 nt
Organism: Saccostrea echinata
Lineage: Eukaryota; Metazoa; Mollusca; Bivalvia; Ostreida; Ostreidae
Product: UV excision repair protein RAD23 homolog B-like
Exons: 9
Coding region: 96-1283 (395 amino acids)
Biological process (GO): nucleotide-excision repair; proteasome-mediated ubiquitin-dependent protein catabolic process
Cellular component (GO): nucleoplasm; cytosol
Molecular function (GO): proteasome binding; polyubiquitin modification-dependent protein binding; ubiquitin binding
Source: RefSeq, a predicted model, not a curated record